Messenger RNA from Panicum virgatum (switchgrass), 1842 nucleotides. RefSeq names its product VAN3-binding protein-like. The transcript has 6 exons. The record is from RefSeq and is a predicted model, not a curated record. Lineage: Eukaryota; Viridiplantae; Streptophyta; Magnoliopsida; Poales; Poaceae. Bases 280 to 1467 code for a protein of 395 amino acids. Gene Ontology annotation, biological process: auxin-activated signaling pathway; phloem or xylem histogenesis; leaf vascular tissue pattern formation.
CGGCGACACGAGUGUAUUUUUAUGCUGGUGUGCCGCCCCGGGCCGCGGAGAACGAAGCUCGGCGACAGGGUAGAAAAGGGAGCCAGGAGCCUGUCAGCCUCGUGUCCCCCCUUCGUUCCUUCUGCCUGCCUGGCGGCCGCCUCCUUGUGCUUCGUGUGUGCCUCCCGCCCUAUAAGUACACGGCGCUGCCCCUCAGGCACUUGCAGAGCCAAGCCAUCACUGGUCAGUCAGCUGUGAGGAGUUGAAGACAGGAAGGGGCGCAGCUCGUGCGAGAGGUGGAUGGCGAUGGAGAAGGGCUGGAAGGCGAGGGGCGUCGUCGCUGGUGCCUUGGGCAUGGAGGUGGUGGACGAGGAGGAGGAGGACGACGCGGUGGCGGCGAUACCGCCGCCGCAGACGCCGAUGGAGCCCAUGGAGUACCUGUCCAGGUCGUGGAGCGUGUCGGCUUCGGAGAUUUCGAAGAUUCUCGUCGGCGGGGGCAAGAAGAGCGGCGUCGCGGAGGCGGCGAGCCGGCUGCCGGAGAUGACCAUACCGGAGGACUCCGUGCUCGCCACGUCCAUCGUUCCUGUUCCGUGUCAUCAGCAGCAUAGGGAUGCGAGAAGGAAUUCCAUGAGCAGCGGCCACCACCAAUCGAUCGGCAGAUGGUUGUUCCAAGUCCACCACAGGGAGGCAUUCCGGGUGAGGCAGCGAGGCAAGGAGAAGCAGCGCGCGGAGAAGGCCCACGUGCACGCCAUGGUGUCCGUGGCGCGGGUCGCCGCCGCGGUCGCCGCCGUCGCGGCGGCCACGAGCUGCGACGCCCAGGCCAGCAAGAUGGCCGCGGCCAUGGCGUCGGCCACCGAGCUGCUGGCUUCGCACUGCGUCGAGGCGGCUCAGCACGCCGGGGCGCGCCACGACCAGGUCGCCGGCGCCGUGCAGGCCGUGGUUGGCGUCCGGAGCCCCGGUGAUCUGAUGACGCUCACGGCGGCCGCGGCCACCGCUCUGCGAGGAGCAGCUACACUGAAGCAGAGAGUGCAGCGAGAGGCGAGGAGCAAUGCGAGUGUUCUUCCAUACGAGAAGGGGAGCGAGAAGGGCCAUUCAUGGAGCACUGAUAUCUGGUGCAAGGAGGGGGAGUUGCUGAAACGCACAAGAAAAGGGGAUUUACACAAGACGAGAGUAUCUAUCUACAUCAACAAGAGGUCACAGGUGAUGCUGAAGCUGAAAAGCAAACACAUUGGAGGUGCACUAUCAAAGAACAACAAGAGCGUUGUUUACGGCGUAUACAGCGAGCUUCCAACAUGGGCAGAGCCAGGGAAGGACUCCAUGGAGGAGACAUGCUGCUUCGGCCUGAGCACGGCGCAGGGUCUCGUGGAGUUCGAGUGCGAGAGCAGCGCGAGCAAACAGAAGUGGGUAGACGAUGUGCAGAACCUGCUUCGUCAGGUGGCCCUGCAGGAUCAAGUAGGGAAUAAACUGGGACUACUAAAACUCGGCUAAUGCACUCUCGAUUUGUACAUCAUCAGGGGGGGCUCCAGCCCCCCUACUGCUGGUGCAUCAAGGGCGAGGGAGAAGAAGAGGUGGAAAAAAAAAGAAAAAAUGGAGAGAUAGUGGAAGAAGAAGAGAUCAGCUCCUCCUUCGAUCCUGUUCUGCAUCCGCCACUGGUGUUGAAGUGCCUUGCAUCAUCAGGGAUGCGAGGUGUACAGAUUGAUGGUACUCUUAUCACUGACUUUAUAUUGUUGUACUACAUACAAAAUGGUGAGAUACGGGAUAGAUUUUAUGUGUUUGUUUGUUUAAGAGUGAAUGUUGUUGUCAACUAAGUGUAUGUAAAUUUGUAAAAAAAAAAGGAAAAAAAAUCUAUUUUUGGCCCCUCAA